This is a messenger RNA of Ctenocephalides felis (cat flea), 2266 nucleotides long. RefSeq names its product zinc finger protein on ecdysone puffs (gene Pep). NCBI's taxonomy places the organism in Eukaryota, Metazoa, Arthropoda, Insecta, Siphonaptera, Pulicidae. The record is from RefSeq and is a predicted model, not a curated record. The transcript has 11 exons. Bases 135 to 2099 code for a protein of 654 amino acids. Gene Ontology annotation, cellular component: nucleus.
CUAAAACAAAUGAUCUGAGCCCAUCUAGUGAUUUCCACCAAGGCGUCCGAAGACAUUGCUAAACUAUUUUCUCAUUGUUGAUGUGUAUUGAUUGCUUAGUUGACUUUAAUCUGAUAAAUUGAAAUCUAUUUAAGAUGAGUUAUCGUCGAGGACCAAACUAUUCCAAUUCCUUCAAUGAGUUGGGCCGAGGUUAUCAAAGACCAAUGCAAAUGAAUCCGUGGAAUAAUUCUUCUGAGCCAAGAAACUCAAACUCUGGCAACUAUCAAGAAAAUGCUACUCUAUUGUUAGCCAAUAAUCUAAUUAGUAAUCUAAUCCGCAAUUCAAACAACAUUUUACCAUCAUUGCUGGAUGUUAAUCCUAUGCCAAUGGAUCAGGACUAUGGUACUCCAAGAAUGAGGCAAGGGGUGCCAGGAAAGAUGCUGAAUAGGAGCAAUAUGAGCAGGCAAGGUAACCGCGACUAUAGUCGCAAUCGUGUUGCCAAAAUGUCUGGUACUAAUAAUAUCGGCAACAAUAAGCGAUCGAAGCAGUUUAAGAAAACUCCUGGAAAUUUAAACAAUAGGAAUAAUAAAUCUCAGCCCGGGAAGAGAUCAAAUAAUGCUUCUGAAGACCAGAAAGGAAACGAAGCAGCAAAUGAAGAGAAACAAGUUGAUAAUGUUGAAAAAACCACUGAUUCUUCAGAUGAACAAAAUGCUACAAAAACUGAUGGUGGAAAUGCAGAAUCACCUAAGAAAAAUGUUGUUAAUGAAUUUGAAGGAGUUGAGAAAAGAUACUUUAAGUGUCAUGUUUGUAAAAAAAGCAUGUGGGAUGGCACUUCAUUUAAGAAACAUUUGAAAGGUCGGGCACAUUUAAUGAUGAUGGAGAGUUUAUCAGACAGUUAUGCUAUAAAGGGUCAACUCAUUCGUCAUGAGAUCCGUAUGGCAGAGAACACAAGACAGAUUGAAACAGAGCGCAAAAGACGUUUUGGCAAAGGUCAAAAUGUGAACAAACAAUCCAUGCCAGUGUUUUGUGCUAUGUGUGACACUGAAUUUACAAAUACAACUCUUACAUUGCAUCGUCACUCAUCAGGACAUUUGCGUCUAAAAAGAUUCUUGCAUCCUAAAUGUAUCUCCUGUGAUCAAGAGUUUCCCACUCGAAUUGAUUGGGAUGAACAUCUACUAUCAACAAGUCAUAUCAAGAAAAUUUCAGAAUUGGGAAUCAUCAAGCUAAGCAGUGAGGAUGACGAGCUAAAGGAAUAUGUUGAACAAGGAGAAGAUGCAGGAAUUGAUAUGCAAAAAUAUACAAUGGUUAAAGUUCAAGAUGCAAAUGUCAUAAAGCAAACAAUUGCAGAGACUUCGGAAGAAGGGGGAGAAAAAACAAGCAAACCUGAUAAUUUUACAGAUUUUGCAGAGGGAACUGACUUAUCUGGUUGCACACUUUCUGAUCUUCCCAAAUAUGAUCCAAAAACUCCAGUAGGAAUGAGUUUUAUCAAAGAAAUACCUUGUUAUAGCUGCACUAUAUGCCAUCAUUUUAUGGCAACUUCUGAGGCUGCAGCUGUGCAUAUGAAAUCACUCAAGCAUUAUGAAAGUUUCAUGAAAAUCAUGAAGAAGCAAGUUGCUUCUGCGCAGCAGAAAAAAUCUAAACAAGAAGGGCCAGAGGAGAAUAAUGCAAAUGAAUUAGAAGAAACCAGUGAAGACAAGCAAAUGGAGGCAACAGACAAUGUUGAUGAAAAUAUUAAUGCUUCAGAAAUGUCUAAUGACAAUAUUGAAUCUGCUGCUGAUGUUAAAGUUGAACAACAAGAGCAGGAAGUGAAACAGGAAAUUAUGGAUAGUAUAGAGCCACAAUUGCCAGAAAGUGCUGCUGAAGGCAUAGAAGAAAAAAAGAACGAAGACAUUGAUUCUAAUGAAAAGCUCUUGCAAACAAAUAAUACCACUAAUAAUAAAGAAGUUCCUAAAACUGAUAUUAAAACUGAGGUAGCAGCUGCGCCUGUCCCAGAUAAUUCAAACAAGCAAAAUCAAAAUUCAGUGGCUAAUAAAACAGCAACACCUAAUACUAGAGCAAAUAUGGCCACACGUGGUAGAGCAUCGAAUAGGGCUAGAAGAGGCACUCCUCGCCGAUAUUAACUUAUCCAAAAUUAGAUAAUUUGGGUUUGUUUUAGUAAACGGGUUUUUGACAUAAUGGUUGUCGAUACAGUGGCAACAAUCAAUAGUGUUUGGUAUUGUGGUAAAUUAUUUGAUUUUUUUAUGUGUAUUAAUUAAUUAAAAUAAGAGUAAGGGAUUGAUCAUAGAAA